This is a messenger RNA of Cladocopium goreaui, 798 nucleotides long. Lineage: Eukaryota; Dinophyceae; Suessiales; Symbiodiniaceae. The record is from the annotation of a GenBank genome assembly.
AUGAGGCGUGCUAAUGCUGCAGGCUUUCUUUUCAACGACUUGCAGGAUCAUGCUGACAAAGCUGACACUGCCUUUCUCGAGACUCCAAUGGUUCGAGCAAGGCGAAUGGCUGUCGAUUCAGCAUCCUUAGUUGACCACCAAGCACCAGAGCACUCGCUUCGUGUUGAGGAGUCUUCGGUGGACCUCAUGACCAGCAUGAAGUACGCUGGUGGCGCUGCUCUAACUGGGGGCGCGGCUUCAGCUGCCAAUAUGCUCUUUGGUGUCUCUGUCAUUGGGCUGUUAGUCUUCCAGUUUGCGCGUUCGACGGUGGGGAAGUACAUACCGCAGAAGCAGCCAGAGCUCGUCCCAUCGCCCCUGCUGUGCAAAGAUGGUGCGGAGGAUGGUGCGGAUGGUGCGGAUGCGGAGGAUGCGGAGGAGAGCCAGGACAGCCUUUGUUCGGGCCAUGGCGGCCAUGGCUUGGCGUCGGCCGUUCCACAAGAAUUUGUCGAAAGCAUGAGCGGUGGUGUGAUUAUUGUGAUUCAGACACAGAAAAUUGCCGUCCCUUCAUGGAAAUUCAUGGAAGGCACAUGUGGUAUCUGGUAUCAUGUGGUGAUGCAUCGAGCGAUUGAUAGGAGGACGCGACAUGAGGAAAUCGGACUUCUGGGGGAGAAGUGGCCGAAGGAUGCUAAGGUGGAUCCUGGCGAUUUGGCGUGGGCAUACGUCUCUCACAGCACCAACCCUCGACGCCCUGAAAGUAGUAUAGGAUGCGACAUAGCAACUUUGGAGCAAGGGAAAUUAGAUGAAAUUAGUAUGUGGUAG